AUGGACAUGGGAGAAAACACAGGUGCUUCCCAGCCAAGACUCUGUAAUACUCAGCCUUCCCCUGUGGAGUCCAGCCAGGUUGUUUCAGGUCAGAGCUCAGAGAUGCCUACCUGGAAACAAACAGUGAUGACAUCUGCAUCCUGUAGCACAGAGGAGACAGCCUGUACUCAGAACUCAACAGCACACCCAGGAAAAGCUAUUGAAUUCCAUUUUGGAGAGCCAAGUGAGACCUCUUCCUUGAACCAGCAAGUUGCGUUUGCUGAGCAGAAAAAUAUCCCUGCAGGCCCUCAGCUUAUGCAGCUCAACAGCAAUCCCAUGACUUGCCUCUUUCAUCCCCAGAUGACAGCAGUACUUGACACCGAGGAUACUUUCUACAAUGAUGGCUACUGUUUGAGGACACUGAGCCCUGACAAGACUGUCUUGAUCCAUAAUACAGGCAUGUGUGAGAGUCAGAGUACUACCUCUCAUAAUCAUCAAAUUGCUCUCUCUGGAAGCCAUGUAGGCCAUGACCCAAAAAUGGAUCACUUCCUUGCUUCUGCAAAUGACCAGACCCUCAGUGGUGACCUUCAGAUGACUUUCAAUGAUGACCAGACAUCCUACUACAGUCAGCUGACAACCAGGAAUGGAGGGCAUCUGACUCUCUAUGGAAAUCAGAUGACAGCACCCAGUUAUAGCCAGGCCCUUCAUCCCAAUGAAAUUCUAACCUCCCUUUCUGAACAGAAUCCUUUGGGAGAUUCACAGAGGAACCUAGUAGCUGAUAACAGAUCCUAUGGAGAUCAGAUGAUAACCCCCAAUGGAUACCAAGUUUUCUAUGAGCCACAGAAGAGAGAUAACUGUGACCAGAUAAAGCACCACUAUCAGAUGACAUCCUUCGGUGGUCAGAAAGUCUGCAAAGGUCAGGAGAGUCUCUUCAGUGGUGAGUACUCCCUCUCUGGGUAUCAGACAUCAGGCUACAGAUGUGACCAGAAUUUGAUUGAGAAUCACCAGGUGACAAGUCUAAUCGAUGGCCAGCCUCUCUAUGACUUUCAGAUGCCAAUCUUUGGUUUUGACACAAUUCUUCAUGGGACUCAGACAACAUUCAAUGCAGAAGACAGCCUGGAUUUUCAUUCAGAGAAAAGUUUCAGUUCUGAAGAGAUGUUCUACUUUAGUCAGAUGAGGGCCUCUCUUGAUCAGAAUGUCUACCCAAGUCAGAAUGGAACACCCAAUAUUGAUGAAAGCCUUGAUUCUCAGGUGACAUUACUUAGCAACCAAGCCCCAUAUGUGAGUGAAUCCUCAUAUCCUUCAAGUUCCCCUGUGAUAAAAAGACAACCUCAGGAAAGCUCUUCACCUUCUGGUUUGAUCCAGGAACAACAUCCAGAGAUGAAUUUAGACCUCAAGACCCAGAGCCAUGCGUUCAAGAAGACCCCUUAUCCUUUGAAACGAUACAACUGUACCUACCAGGAUUGUAACAAGUCUUACACAAAGUCUCAUCACCUCAAAAAUCACAUGAAGAAACACACUGGUGAGAGGGAUUAUGCAUGUGAUGAGACUGGAUGCCCAUGGUCAUUCUUCCGCUUAGAAGAUCUCAAGAGACACAAAAUAAAGCACAGUGGGGUGAGGCCCCAUACAUGUCCAGAGUGCAACAAAAGCUAUUCCAGAUUGAAUUAUCUCAACCAGCAUCUGAAGAGCCAUACUUAA
This is a messenger RNA of Grammomys surdaster, 1677 nucleotides long. RefSeq names its product Kruppel-like factor 18. The record is from RefSeq and is a predicted model, not a curated record. The transcript has a single exon. Gene Ontology annotation, cellular component: transcription regulator complex; PcG protein complex. Gene Ontology annotation, biological process: regulation of transcription by RNA polymerase II. Gene Ontology annotation, molecular function: DNA-binding transcription factor activity, RNA polymerase II-specific; RNA polymerase II cis-regulatory region sequence-specific DNA binding. Bases 1 to 1677 code for a protein of 558 amino acids. NCBI's taxonomy places the organism in Eukaryota, Metazoa, Chordata, Mammalia, Rodentia, Muridae.